This is a messenger RNA of Talaromyces rugulosus, 1668 nucleotides long. RefSeq lists its product as uncharacterized. Lineage: Eukaryota; Fungi; Ascomycota; Eurotiomycetes; Eurotiales; Trichocomaceae. The transcript has a single exon. The coding region runs from base 1 to 1668 and encodes 555 amino acids. The record is from RefSeq and is a predicted model, not a curated record. Gene Ontology annotation, molecular function: FAD binding; oxidoreductase activity.
AUGGUUUCUCGUUUGUCGGACAUGUUCGGCUGGAUGGCGUCCAUGGGAAAUGUGUCGACAGCUGCCUGUCGCUGUUUUCCUGGAGACGCGUGCUGGCCAUCGACAGUCCAAUGGAACGAUUUCAACAGCAGCAUUGGAGGAAAACUAAUUGCCUCCGUGCCAUUGGCAGCCCCUUGCCACGAGAAUGGCGCCUUUGCAGCCUGGAAUACAGAAGAAUGCGCUGCUCUCCAGGACAAUUGGUUCCUGCCAGACACUCAUUUAGCAUCGUCCUCGUCGCCCAUGUCGUAUCUGUUCACAAACAACAGCUGCAACCCAUUCCUGACCAAAGAAACCAACUGUACAUUGGGGAACCUGGUCACUUAUGCAGUCAAUGCAACCAGUGCGACGGACAUACAGCAAACCCUCGCCUUCGCCCAAGACCACGAUAUCCGGCUGGUUAUUCGAAAUACGGGCCACGAUUAUAAUGGCAAGUCGACUGGGGCCGGAGCACUCGGACUGUGGCUUCACCAUCUGGAUUCACUCGAGUACGUGUCUGAGUACAGCUCUCCGUCCUACUCCGGCCCAGCCAUAAAAGUGGGCGCCGGUGUAUCGAUCUAUGAAGCUUACAAGUAUGCCGAUGAGCACAACGGUAUUGUCGUAGGGGGAAAUUGUCCCACGGUUUCGCUGGCCGGUGGUUAUACCCAGGGAGGAGGCCACGGUCCACUCGCAUCGAAAUACGGCCUGGCCGUUGACCAAGUGCUCGAGUGGGAGGUGAUCACUGCCGACGGAUCGUUUUUCAAAGCAUUAUCGACGCAUCAUUCCAGCCUCUACUGGGCUCUCAGCGGGGGUGGCGGCGGCACAUAUGGUGUCGUUGUCUCGUUGACAGUCAAAGUCCACCCGCAAGAGGCUGCUGCCGCUGCAGCGAUGUCCUUUGCAAUACAGAAUACCUCGACGGGCGCAGACGAUUUUUGGACCGCAGUCACCACGUUUGUCGAGUCGUUGCCUAGCAUGGUUGACACGGGCUUGCAGGUCGGAUGGAUGCUUGUGCCUGGCGCCUUUAUAGUUUCAUCAGCCUCUGGCCCAGGAAUAUCCCAGCAGACUAUCGACGGGCUUUUCGAAAAGACGAUUCUACCGCUCAAAAAGGCCGAGAUUCCUUACCAGUACAGCUCGCAGCCAUUUCCCACUUGGCUUCAGAGCUACGAGGCCUUCAACCUGCCGUCAGCAAACGUCUCGAAUGCAAUUAUGGGAAGUCGACUGAUCCCUCGCUCUGUGGUCGAGGACCAAACACAGAAUCUUAUAUCUGCGCUUCAAACCAUUGUCCAGCACAACUUUGUCGCCGUUGGGAACUCAAUGACCGUUGCCAGCCAAAAGUCAUCCGACGUGUCUGUCAAUCCAUACUUGCGUCAAACAAUAGUGCAUCUGAGUCUCGGCACAUACUUCAACUACCAAGAUUUUGCGUCCAAUCUGCAAAACCAGGACAUCAUGACCAACACGCUGAUCCCGCUGCUGGCUGCCCUGACUCCAAACGGGGCAGCAUAUUUGAAUGAAGCCGACUUUCAGCAGCCGGACUGGCAGUCGGUGUUUUAUGGGGCGAAUUACGACUUGCUGGAUAAGGUUAAAAGUGAGUACGAUCCGCUAGACUUGUUCUAUGCGUUGGGUGCAGUGGGUAGUGAUCGAUGGGAAGAGUGA